Effrenium voratum is the source of this 2241-nucleotide messenger RNA. The record is from the annotation of a GenBank genome assembly. NCBI's taxonomy places the organism in Eukaryota, Dinophyceae, Suessiales, Symbiodiniaceae.
AUGGAUUCGCUUGAAGAGUUCGAUCUUGCCCGUGAACUCAACUUCAGGUCCUCUCGCCGAUUCCUGGCAUUGGCUGAGGAGGACCUUGCUUCCCUGGUGCUCCGGGCGCGGCGUGGCGUCCAGGGCAAAGAUGAGGGCACUCGUUUUCUGCUGACCUUUCCUCCGUUGCAGCCACGCUUUGCGCAGCUGCUCCACGCACUGCUAGUGCGCUUCGACCUGAUCUUUGUGGUGCAGGGCUGGGGUGACGAGCGACGUCUGAUUGCGGAAGCCACUGCUAGCAAGGGCGUCCUUCCAGCGUUGCGCUGUGACGACUUCCUGGCUGCAGCAGGCCUGGAGCGCCUGCCAAAGAGACUGGAAGAUGCCGUCACACCGUCGGAAGUUGAAUCCGACGAGGCUGAGAGGCGCGAGGCAAGCGAGAGCGACGAGCAUGACCGUGACCGCGACAAAGAGCGCGACGGUGCAGAGGCCCGGACGAAGCGCCAGCGGCAAGGCUAUAGCAGCGGCAUGAGAGGCUGGAGCAGCGAGGAGAGCGACAGCGACCACGAAGCCCAGGAGAGGAGGCCGCAAAAGGGUGAGCGCGUCAUGAAAGGUCGCGGCUUCUUGCCGGAGGCAGCUCCUCCCAAGAUGGAGGAGUCAGCGGUGCGCUGUAGGUUGCGGGGUGACUAUGAGCCCUAUGCCAUCGAUCCUGACGAUACUUGGCGGCCGCACAGGAAGCCAUACGUCGAGUUGUUGCACGGCUGGGAGUUCUCUCACGCCUGGAGCUUUGAGCCAGAGCACAACCCCAAGAGGCCGCUGCCCUCGGCGGGUGAUCCCGGGGGCGUGGCCACCUGGAGGGUGGAGCAUGCGGCGGAACGCAGCUUCUUGGUGGCGCUGGGCGGCCAAUCCCAGGAGAUGCGGCGCUGGCUGGGGAGCGGGCGAGGCCCCGGCGAGGAGCCCUACUUGUUGGAAUUCAGGAUCUUGGAGGCCGAGGAGCAGUGGGAGUUCCGCUUUUCGCGAUGCACAAAGCAGGCUGACGCAAAGUGGAGGCCGCUGCCCUGGUCCUCCGAGCGGCACACGGUCUUCUGGCUGGCCGGCUUUUUGGGCCAAGACGACAAGAUCUACCUGCACGCAGGACUGGACAACUUUCCGGAGAAGCGCUUCUUCUCCGCGCGGCUUGCCAGCUUCCCAAAGGCUCUUGGCUUCGCAGGCGGCCCGGGGGCUUCGCCUUUCUUCAUCCGCGACAUCGUCCUCUUUGGGCGCGGCGCGCUGAGGAGGGCACCCUUCGCCGGCAGAGAUCAUCUGGUGGAGGCGCCGCUGCCGCGGCGGCGUGCACUGGCGCGGCUCAAGGAGCUGCGGCUGAGGUGCGAGGUGGUUGCCGUCGCAGAGGGGCAGGAGGACAUAGCUGAGAAGGAGAAGCCUCCUGCAAGGACACCCUGGCGCACUAUGUUCUCCGCCGGCAUUCUCGAGGGUGAGCAGCCAGAGGAUGGGCCGAGUGAGGCGACUCAGAGCGUUUGCCUGGUGAUUUGCACAUCUGCGGAGCAAGCGGCCGAGGCAGCCCAGGCCCUCUCUGGCCAGGUCGUGCCGGGAAUCCAAAAAACCUGGCCUUUGGCGAACGCAGGCGAGGUGCCUGGCCCUAAGGCGGCCAAGCAGCUGCUGGAGGCACAGGCUGAGGCCUGGCACGGCUUGCACCCGGACACCGUGCGGGAACUCGGGCUUUUCAAGGAGCACCUGGAGCGGAACACACGGCACCUGGAGGGCACUCGCAUUGCUCGCAGCGCCGCCAUGUGGGGGCCCCGGCCUGGGAAUGAGGAUGAUCAUUUCAGGCAGGGCUUUGCAGAUGAGAUUCAACGGUCACAACUUCAGAUCGGAGGUUUCACCUUCCGUUCCUGGCGGCGCAUGGAGUGGUGGGAGCUGCAUCCAGAUCAUCAAGAAACGCUCCUGCCUUCGCACCUUCAUCCGUCGGCCUGCGGCCUUCAGAGCGGCGCCCUUCGGGCGCCCUGCGCGCAGCCGGUGCUGAAGCUGGCAGCGGUGAGGCUCGCGGCGAGAUGGUGGAGGCGGUCCAGACCGCCCUUCGGCUGCCUUCUUCGCCGAGCCGAAGGCACCGACUUGAGCACUUUGGCGAACUUCGGGUGCGAUGAGACCGGCUGCACCGUGGACCCAGAACCAGAGAACUGGGAGGGCUACACGCCCUUGAGGGAGGACCCUUCUGCGGAGUUUACCUCCACAGAGGCGGGCGGGGGACGGGCGGAAAGGAGCUCGUGA